Molecule: messenger RNA, 351 nt
Organism: Leptosomus discolor (cuckoo roller)
Lineage: Eukaryota; Metazoa; Chordata; Aves; Leptosomiformes; Leptosomidae
Gene: PDZK1IP1
Product: PDZK1 interacting protein 1
Source: RefSeq, a predicted model, not a curated record
AUGCCUGCCCGCUGCCUCCUCCUCCUCUUCUUCUUCCUCCUGGGGUUGGAGCUUGCCUGCUGCCAGGAAGCCCGGGGCAGUCUCCAGCCAUGGUCGCAGGGUGUCAUCGCAGUGGUUGUGUUUCUAGUCCUGGUGGCCAUUGCUUUUGUGGUCAAUAGAUUCUGGUGUAAGGAGAAAGUGGAAAAUGUUGAGACGGUGGUGAGUGUCGAGGACAAGCGGGAGGCUGUCACAUCCAAUGGCCAUGAAGGGAGAUACCUAACUGCUGCAGCUGACUUCAGGUCCAAAGAGAGCCAGCAUGCCUACGAGAACACCAUAGAGCCUGAGGAGAGUGUGAUGACCACCGCCAUGUAG